Messenger RNA from Prorocentrum cordatum, 5955 nucleotides. The record is from the annotation of a GenBank genome assembly. NCBI's taxonomy places the organism in Eukaryota, Dinophyceae, Prorocentrales, Prorocentraceae.
AUGGCGACUACGGCCGCCAGCGGGCCACCUACGACGCGCGUCGACGUCCCCUCAUGGAAUGGCGAGGCUGACAAGUUGACGAGCUACAGGUUUGAGGUCUCCAUGUUUACCAAGAGCAUCAAGACUGCGGAGCGCUACGUGUGCGGCCCGCAGCUGGUGCGCGCCCUCGGGGCGCGAGUCCGGACGACGGUGGAGAGCUGCCCGGACAUCGACACGGUCGACGAGAUCGACAAGGAUGGCGUUUUGAUUGGUUGGAACAAAGUGUUUCAGUACGUAUUGGAGAAGCUGGACUUCACCAGCCUGAACGACACGGGCCUACUCGCGGAGGAGUUCUUCUUGAAGGUCAGCCGGAACUCAGGCGAGACCUUCCAAGACUGGACCGCCAGAUUUGAGAAGAAGGAGCGUGAGCUGUUGGCGCAGCUUCAAGUCAUUGAUUCAAGCGUGACGGAAGUGAUUGCGAAGCCUCUUCGGACAUGGUGGUUCCUUCGGAAGUCCAAGCUAUCCCCUGUUCAACGUGGAGAGAUCACCGCCACGGCAGGUGGCGACCUCAACUUCGGCAAGACAUACAAGGCCUUGCUCACGCGUUUCCCGGCGGAGGCGCUGGCGGAGCUCGACGGCAAGCAGCACCGUAAGGCCUUCUAUGAGGACACGCACGUCGACGACGUUGAGGACGAGACUGGUGGAGAAGAUAUUGAUUACACAGAGGUUGUCGAGCAGCUGAUCACCCUCGCUGAAGAGGAUGAAGAUGAAGAGCCAGCUGACGACAACCCAGCGGACAACGAGGUGUUCGCAGAGUUCAAGCAGGUGGGCCGGAGCUUCAAGGACGCUCGCGACCUGAUCCGACGGCUUCGAGUAUCCCGCGACUACUACCCGGUCGUGUCGCUCAAGGACCCCGAUCGUGUGGCACCGCCUCCGAACUCGGGACGAGGUUUCCAGCGUGGCCGGGGCAAGAACGGUCGAGGCCGCGCUCGCUUCGACACGGGCAAGGGACGUGACAUGUCCAAGAUGAAGUGCAUCGCGUGCGGCGAAUAUGGUCACCGAGCGGCGGACUGCAACGAGAGGUUCAAGAAAGACAAUACGAGAGAUGGAGCUCGCGGGACUACUCACAACGGCUUCGUCCUGUCCGCCCUCGACGAGUACCUCUACCUCCUGGAGCGCGACGGCAUCUGGGCGAUCCUCGACAUCGGGGCCACGAAGAGCCUCGGCGGCCUCGAGAGCGUCGAGAACCUCAUGUACGAGAUGCUGGACCAGCACGGCCAGGAGUUCGAGACGACACAGGACGAGUGCUCAUUCACCUUCGGCGACGGCCUCCAGAAGAGCUCGAUGGGCACGGCGAAGGGGAACGUGUUCCUCGGCGGACACCUGACCGAGGUCAAGCUGUCGGUGAUGCCGAACCGCGUGCCGAUCCUCCUGGGCAUGGACAUUCUGACUGACUCGCUGAAGGUUGUGGUCGACUGCGGCCGGAACUGGAUCGGCCUUCCGACCAUGGGCAACAAGGUGUUCUUCUGCGAGCGCCUCUCGAGCAACCAUCUGGCCGUCAACCUGACGACGCCGCAGUGGUGGAAGGAGGUGCCGCUUUCCUUGCCGAGUGCCGGGUGCCUGACGUCCGAAGCGACGGCACCCGAUGUUCUGGUCGAGGAGCUGCCCGAGGAGGCCGCUCCCGACGGAAACCUCGGCGGCGCGGACACCUACCAGAGCGACGGAAACUGCGACACGGAGCGGAUCGGCUCGAGCGACGGAAACCUCGAUUUCGUUCGGACGGACGGUCAGGGGAUAGACAACUUCGGCUCCAGCGACCCCGACGCCAGCAUCAGCAACAACACCAGCUAUUCCGGCUCCACCAGCGAAGUGGUACAACACCGCAGGGAAGGGCGGCUGCUGCGGAGCUCGGGGGAAGACCAAACGCAGGUGCAGCUGCUUCGGGGGCAAGAGCCACCAGUGCCUCAGGACCCCACAGCAGGGAGCACCCGGGACACCAGGAGCGGCAUCAACAAUGACAGCCAGCAGCGCCCCACCGAGCCCAGCGGGGGCUCAGCCAGUGACGAGACCUCCGAAGCCCGCGUGCUCUUGCUGCGGGACCCUCGGGAAGAAGAUUCGGGGGUGCAGCUGCCGCGGAGGCAAGAGCCACACGUGUACGAAGGCGACGGAGGUGACCAUCCGGGAGCAGGCAGUGGCUCUACGCUGGCGGCGCCUGUCCUACAAGCUGAACUCCCCGGAGGUGCAGGGGGGCUGGAAGUUCACUCCGGAAAUGCUCGACGACUCGGAACUGCCGGAGAUGGACUCGAAGAGGAAACGCUGAAGCAUCUCGACGACCAGGAUCUCAAGAUGUUCUACGAGAGCCACGACAAGGUCCUGGACGAGAUCUACCAGACCAUCGCCGAGGACCUGACGGAGCUCGGCAGGCCCUACCGCAUCGACCUGAUGGAGGUGUGCUGUCCGGAGGACUCGAGCCUCAGCAAGGCCGUGCAGAAUCAGGGAGGCAAAGUGUUCAGGUGCGGCCUCUUCAAUGGGAUCGACAUGGGAACGGCAACCGGGCUUCGACGCGCACUUCACCUUCUCCGACGACUCCGACCGCGCCGCUUGGUUCUCAGCCCGCCAUGUACAGCAGACUGCCCGAUCCAGAAUCUCAACCAGAAGACAGCUCAGCAGAAGGCCACGUAUCUGGCGAAGGUGCGCAAGGCCCGACGGAUCCAGCGGAACUGCAAGAGCCUCUGGGAAGACUCGAAGAAGAUUCACGACUGCCACACCGAGCUCGAACAGCCAGCUGCCAGCCGAAGCUGGACCAGGUCGCCCUCGAUCAAGGCGAUGCGCGACCAGAUGCACGAGGGCGACAACCACACACACCGCCCCAUCGAGGACGGACAGGUGGUGGCCCAGACGGCCUUUUACCCACCAGCACUGUGUAAGGCCUGGGCAAAGCAUAUCCUGAAGACGAACACCAGCGCGAGGUACGGCAAGGAGAUCUUCACCAGCUUGGAACAGAUCCCAGAAGACGCUGAAGAGGAGAUGGAGGAGACCCUCGACGAGGACCUCUUGCAGGAUAACCCCGAGGCCAUGGACGACGAGUCGGUCAUGAAGGGCCUGGGCAUCUCCGAGACACCGACCAAGAAGGAGGAGCUGGAGAUAGAGCAACGGCUGACGCGGCUCCACCGCAACCUCGGCCACCCGAGCAACAAGACGCUGUACAAGAUCCUCAAGGCAUCGGGAGCACCUCUACAGGCCCUCCGAGCAGCUCUUCGUCUCCAGUGUCACGCAUGCCAUGCGGGACAACUACCAAAAGCCGCCAGGGUCGCCUCGGGCAUCGAGUUGCCAGGCGCCCUAGAGGCGCUGGCCUCCGACGGGCUCGAGUGGCUCUCGCCGAAGCAAGACUCUUUCCUGAUGACGUUGAAUAUCGAUGAGGGAUCCGGGCUCACCAGUGUCACCUAUCAUGGACAGAAGGGAGAGCGCAAUGGUAACAGAUCGACUCAGGAGGUGAUUUCAACAUGGAAUGACUGGUGCGGGCAUUACCGCCGCCCCAGCCUUCUCCGUUUAGACCCCGAAGGCUGUCAUCGGUCACAAGCAGUGGCCAGGUGGUGUUCGGACCGCGGCAUCGAGCUGUGGAUUGCCCCGGGCGAGGCCCACUGGCUGAUGGGCAAGGUCGAGAGGCGCAUCCAGCUGUUCAAGCGAUUGAUGACGAAGCUGGCAACGCUGGACCCCGACUGCCCGGUCGAGGAGUUGGUGUCCUGGGCCGUGAGCGCGAUCAACACCAUGGACAAGGUCGGCAACCACUCCCCGUUCGAGCACGUGAUGGGCGUCUCUGGGAUGCCGGCCUCGAGCAACCCGUUCGCCAUCAUUGACGGGGACACCGGGGAGACUCAGGAGCAGAGGCGCCUCCUCGCGCGCAAAAGCUUCCUGGAAGUAGAGUAUGCUGAGCGUCGGCGACACGCCGAACAGGCCCGCAACCGGAUCUAUCAGACCUGGAAUCCGGGGGACCUCGUCUACUUCUGGCGCAAAGGGAAAGGCCUUGACCCUCGCCCUGGGAAGAAGGGCGGAUGGCACGGCCCUGCUCGUGUCCUUGCUCAGGAGAAACGACACGUGGACGGGCGCACCCGUCCGACCUCGGUCAUCUGGAUCUCCCACGGGAGCGUGCUCAUCAGGUGCGCCCCGGAGCAGCUGCGCGUCGCCUCGGAGGCAGAGAAGAUGAUCGUCGAAUUGCAGCGGCAGAGCAACCUUGGCAAGACCAUGGCGGAGAUCUUGGAGACAGCCAAGGGCGGUACCUAUGAAGACCUUCUCGGACAAAAUCCUCCAGACCUCCGAGAAUACGAGCAUCCACCGCAGCCGACGAUGGCGAUCCCCGCGACCGAGGGCCAGACUCUCGAGAACAACAGCGAGGCGGGCGAGUCGAGACCUCGGUGGCGCAUGUCACACCGCGGACCAGAGCUCGAUCUGUACGUACCGCCGGAGAAGCGACAGAAAGGUGCAGACGAGGAGAUGGCCGACGCGCUGUUCGACAGCAACCACCUGGUCGACCUCUUCAAGGACAAGCUGGACAUCACCCUCGGCACCGACGAACAGCAGACCGUCUACUUUGAGUACUUGCAGGACGAGAACCCCACUCCAGACGGACGCCGAGGUUUGAUGAACCACAUCCUGGACAGCUUCGUCGUCAACCAGCGCCGGAAGGACAAGGUGGAGCUGACCUGGUCCAAGAUGAACGCCACCGAGCGUGAGGAGUUCGAGGCAGCCAUCGCCAAGGAGACGAACAACUGGGUCCAGCAUCAGGGACUCCGCGCUGUCCCGACAUCUCGGGUAAAGGACGCGGCGGACGUCAUCCGGGCAAGGUGGCUCUUCACCCGCAAGUCCGAUGGGAAGGCGAAGGCCCGGCUCGUCCUCCUCGGCUACCAGACGAAGGACCUAGGACAGGAGCCGACAGCCAGCCCCACCGCGUCUCGGCGCGCCCGUCACGUGAUGCUAACAGUGGCCGCCGCGAACCGCUGGAAGCUCAUCAAGGGCGACGUCACCUCCGCCUUUCUGCAGGCCCACGACCUCGACAAGGACCUCUUCAUCGAGCCAGAUGCCGUCCUCAGAAAGGCCUUCCACGUGCAGGAAGGGGAAAUCCUCCAGGUCGUGAAGCCUGGAUAUGGGAUCGGCGAGGCGCCCCGGCACUGGUGGGAGACGGUCAAGCACGACUUUGCGAAACUUCGACUCCAAGCCUGCGAGUUGGAGCCCUGUCUCUGGAAAGCACGAUGUUCCCGGACGGGUAUGCUCAUCGGUAUGACCAUGGCCCACGUCGACGACUUCAUCAUGGCAGGGGAUACCUCCCACCCUGAGUGGCAGGACAUGGUCAAGCAGAUCCGAGGGCUCUACAAGUGGGGCACCUGGGAGGACAUGAAUGACGGGCUCACCUCUCUCGAACAGCGCGGCGUCACCAUCGAGGAGAGCGAGCAGGGCUUCUUCCUACACCAGAAGUCGUACAUCGACAAGAUCAAAGAGGUCAAGGCGGCCAGCGGCAGUAAGCAUCGGACCACCGACAGCCUCAAGGACUCUGACAAGACGGUGCUCAGGGCGUUCUGCGGCGAGAUCUACUGGCUUGGCGUGAAUACCAUGCCAUUUCUCUUAUUGUGGGUAGCCGACCUCCAGAUGAAGAUACCAGCAGGUACUCACAACCUCUUCACGGCUGCUAACAACAUCGUCAAGCUCGUCAAGCAGAGCCGCCACAUGGGGAUCAGGAUCUACCGGCACGCCCUGGACGACCUCGCCAUCUUCACCUGGUGCGACGCAGCCUGGGCCAGCCGCCCGGACGGACACUCUCAGGGUGGUCAUAUCACCGCUAUAUCCUCCAAGGCGGCCAUGGACGGGAAGCUCUCCGAGUUCACGGUCCUCGACUGGGGCUCCAAGAAGCUGCGCCGCGUGGCUCGGUCAAGCCUGGCGGCGGAGGUGCAGGAAGCCGGCGACGCCGAAGGCGAACAGAGCAUG